Molecule: messenger RNA, 929 nt
Organism: Monopterus albus (swamp eel)
Lineage: Eukaryota; Metazoa; Chordata; Actinopteri; Synbranchiformes; Synbranchidae
Product: myosin light polypeptide 6
Exons: 4
Cellular component (GO): myosin II complex
Molecular function (GO): calcium ion binding; structural constituent of muscle
Source: RefSeq, a predicted model, not a curated record
UGCCUGCGGUUCGACAGGACAGGAGAUGGGAAGAUCUGCUACAGCCAGUGUGGGGAAGUCAUGCGGGCCCUGGGACAGAACCCUGUCAACGCUGAGGUGCUCAAGGUCCUGGGCAACCCCAAGGCUGAGGAGAUGAACACCAAGAUGCUUGACUUUGAGCAGUUUCUGCCCAUGUUCCAGGCAAUUGCUAAGAAUAAAGAUCAGGGCUCUCUGGAGGAUUUUGUGGAGGGACUGCGUGUCUUUGACAAGGAGGGCAAUGGUACAGUAAUGGGAGCAGAGAUACGUCACGUCCUCACCUCGCUAGGUGAGAAAAUGACAGAGGAGGAAGUGGAGACACUGUUGGCAGGCCACGAAGAUGCAAAUGGCUGCAUCAAUUAUGAAGAGCUGGUCAGGAUGGUCAUGAGCGGCUGAAGACGAGGAGCAUCCCACUUUUUAUCCUGUCACAUGUAUCUUCUUUUUGCAACUAGCUUCUACAGUCCCUCCAGCCUUUUCCAUGGAUUAGUUUUUCACGUUUAAUUUAAGAAGUGCCUUUACAUUCCCUACAAAAGACCACAGGUGAUCACGGCUUUGUGGCCAGAUCCUGUCACAUCUGUGACCACCUUGUAUGUAUUCAGGAGUCAGUGCUUGCAUAGUUUGCAGUAACAUUCCAACAUGCAGCAAUGGAGAAGACACAAACUAAUAGUGAUACAUUGUAACUCUUGAUAAUCGUGUGUCAAAGUUGGAUAUUUAAGUGUAAUACUGUCAGCAACAUACUGUGUUAUUGGCCAACUCUUGCUUUGGAUGAGGAACAUGUUCCUCUGAUCUGCAGUAAACCCAUGUGUUCAAAGCCAUACUAUCAUCAUGUAGAAACAUUUCAGAUGGGUUCCCAUGUUUUUAAGUCACCCCAAUUAUGUUGCUGCAUUUAAAUAAAAACUUUUCCUGAAAACCUG